UAUAUAUUAUUAUGAACUAAAUUAUUAAAAAGUCUUUCUAAUGCAAUAUAGCAAUAAACAAAAUUAGAAUAGAAAAAUAAUUAAAAAUAUAGAGAUGGAAAUGAUAUCAAAAUGCAUAAAAAAAUGACAUUAAUGUCAAAAUAAAGGGUGCGUCCAUUAGACGUUGACGUUUUAGAUUUCUUGGGAAAACCUUUAUAACAUAACCUUUUUUAGAGAGAUUAUUGCAAAUCUUGCAGAACAUCUGCCUAUUUUACAAUCAAUCACAAUUACUUAAGCAAAAAAUGUACGAGUUCCAAUGCGUUCAGUAAUAUGUACGCAUAAAAUAUGUUGAAAACAUAUCAGCCGUAAUAUUAAUGCCAUUAUGGCUUAAUUUUCAGCAGCAGUGCAGCUGAAAGAAAAGAAUAAACUAUAUAAAUUAAAGUUAAAUAGUGUAUAUUUAUUUCUGUCUCUAGUAUUUAGACUAAACAGAGCGGAUCGAUUGUAGCCAAUCAUAGCCAUCUUGUUGUGUAUGUUAAUAUAUUCAUACGUUGCCAAUGUUAAUAUAUUCAUACGAAGAUCCACGGUUGACAAAUGAAUACGGAAGUUUCGAAAUGUUUCGUCCACUUAUAGAUCUUGAAAUCUACAAGAGACGCCUCUAAUUACCAAAAAAACUUGCUAUAUGUUUUUUUCAUCAUUCAUCAUUUUUUUCAUAGAUACAAGAUACGUUAGGAGAUAUUUUGUGUAAUAUUUAUAUGAUCAUUUAUGCGUUUUUUGCACGCAUACUAGAUAUGUCUUCUUAAAUUAAAUAUUUUUCUAAUAUUAAAUUCUUUAAAUUUUGUUAUGCGUCAAAUUCAAUAUUAUAUAAUAUUCAAUAUUUAAUAUUAUAUAUGCGUCACAAUAUUCAAUAUUAUAUGUGUCAAAUUCAAUAUUAUUCCUUAAUAUUUUUAAAAACUUUUUAUCUUAAAAAACCGAUUAAAAAUAGCUCUUCGCACACAUAACAGCCACUCGUUCAGUUUGAGGAUACGUGACUUCAAUGAAAAUAUUUAACACACGGAAUGCGAUUACUCGCGAUAUAUCGUCCCUAUAUAAGAAACCUGUCUGAAGCCCCAUUGCAUUACAGAACGUUACAGUUGAACAUUACAGUACAGUAUGAGGAUUCUGCUGACACUCAUCAUCACCACCGCUUCGGUUUGUAGCGGUUAUACUUUCCUGGACAUCGUUAAAAACUACGUCCAACCAGUCAAAGAAAAUUCUGGAUUCACGAGUAGCGAGAAGUACGACUUCAUCGUUGUAGGAGCCGGAUCGGCAGGAUCCGCGAUAGCUAAUCGUCUGUCGGAGAAUAGGAAAUGGAAGAUCCUGUUAUUGGAAGCGGGAUUCCAGCAAAACCUACUCAACAGGAUCCCGAUAAUGGUUGGUUAUUUCCAAUUAACCGAUUACAACUGGGGAUACAAUGUAGAGCCGCAGAAGGACGCUUGUUUAGGAAUGAUCAAUCAGCAGUGCUCCUGGCCACGUGGCAGGGCCUUAGGCGGAACGAGUACUUUGAACUACAUGAUUCACACGCGCGGUAACAAGCACGACUAUGACACAUGGGCUAGUCUAGGCAACGACGGCUGGUCCUACAUGGAUGUUCUCCCGUAUUUUAAGAAAAGCGAAAGGUUCAAAGUAUCAGGUGUCAAGAACUCCGCGUAUCACAAUGAAGACGGCUAUCUGUGUGUAGAACACGCGCCCUACCACACGAAGCUGGCGACCGCAUACCUGAAAGCUGGUCAAGAGCUCGGCUAUGACGUCGUGGACUAUAACGGCCAGAAUCAAGUAGGUUUCUCAUAUAUUCAGGUGAACAUGGACCACGGAACGCGUUGCAGCGCGGCCAGGGCUUACCUCGACAUAAUCGAUCGCCCGAAUUUGAACAUCAUUACCGGCGCUAGGGUGACGAAAGUGCUAAUUGACGACAAAAAGCGCGCAUACGGUGUCGAAUAUGUCAAAAACGGCAUGUCAAAGCAAGUGUUAAGUACGAAGGAAGUCGUACUCUCGGCCGGUACGAUCGACUCAGCCAAAUUGCUGAUGCUUUCGGGGAUCGGGCCCAAGGAUCAUUUGGAGGAACUGGAUAUCCCGAUAAUACAGGACUCCAAGGUCGGCUACAAUAUGUACGAGCACAUCGGUUUCCUGGGACUGACUUUCCUGGUAAACCAGAGCGUGUCUCUGUUGCAAAGCAGAAUCACUCCCAGCGUGGCGCUGGAAUAUUUUCUAUUGAAGGACGGUAUAAUGACAGUACCAGGUGGCGCCGAGGCGUUGGCAUUCAUUAAGACUAAGUACGCUAUCGAUGAGAAACCGGACAUCGAGCUCCUAUUCGUAUCCGGUUCCAUACACUCGGACAACGGCAUAAUCCUGAAGAAGGCCCUGAGAAUCACAGAUGACGUGUACAAUGCGGUUUUUAAGCCUAUCGAAGGUAAAGACGCCUGGUCAAUCUGGCCCAUCGUCCAAUAUCCAAGAAGCAUCGGCCGUCUCACAUUAAAAUCGAAAAGCCCGUUCGAUCCGCCCAAGAUGGAUCCGAACUUCUUCAGCCAUCCGGCGGACCUCGAGAUCAUCCUGGAGGGAGUGAAACACGCUAUCAACAUUUCUAAGACCGAGGCUUUCCAGGCUUACGGCAGCCGACUGCACAACCUUAAAAUACCAGGCUGCCGACAGUUCGAGUUCGCUUCCGACGAUUACUGGAGAUGCGCCAUCAAGCAUCUGCCAUCUAUGAUGAAUCAUGAAGUAGGAACCGUGAAAAUGGGACCGCAGACGGAUCCUUACGCGGUUGUAGAUCCGCAGCUGAAGGUGUACGGCGUUCAAAGGCUACGAGUGGCAGACGCCUCGAUUAUGCCCACAAUACCCAACGGUCACGUAAACGCGGGUAUUUAUAUGAUCGGCGAGAAAGCCGCGGACAUGAUUAAGGAAACUUGGAAGAGUGCGGAAUGAGACACUACACGUACAAAGAAACUUGGGGAAUUUUGUUGGGAGUAAAACAGAAAACGACAUAAUCAUCGUGAACUAAAAAAAAAAAUGUGAAAAAUAUGUGAAAUUGUGAAAAUAUAUCGUCCCGUUCUCUCUAGGAGAGAAAUUCCGGCGAUUUUAAUGGACAACUUUACGUCGAUUUUUCCAGGACUAAAAUACACAGUAGCGACAAGUCAUGUUAUAAUAGGAAUAAACGUCUAAUAGUCGACACUCUAUCUGUUCUCAACACAUCUUGCGCGGAUAUUAUUAGAUAUACGAGGAUUUAAAAGAAAACCAAUAAACAAAUAAUAUAUAAUAAUUACUAAGUAAUUGGAAAAUAAUUAAUAAAUCCUCAUGCAUUUUAAUACUUGAUGAAAUUCGAAAAAAAAUGCCGAAAACAAGUGCUGAAAACGAAUGCCGGCUACUGGACGUUUUACUCUAAUAUUAAUCUUUUUCUACUAUUAUUUACAGCAAUUGCUCGACCAUUACUGAAUAUGCUGAAUACGUUUCUCUAUUAUUAUGUCUUUUCUGAAGUAUAAAAAGAGGUGCGCCUAAGCGCGGCAUGUGUAUCUUCAUUCGUGUGUGUGUGUGUGUGUGUGCGUGUGUGAUGUGUGUGCGGGUCCCUACUCGACGUAUAUACAAACUAUCAACAAAAAGCCGGAUAACAUGUAAUCUUGGAAUCCGGAAUGUGAAAGUUCAAAGUGUUAUCGACUGUCGAAUGACGAACUCACGCAAAUACGAAUGUGCGAAGUACGCUGCUAAGUUGAAGAGUAAUUCUCAUGCAACUUUUACUUCCGAUAUCGACGCAAAUCACAAGCGAUCGCACACAGAGAUUCUACAAGACAACGCAGUUCUGAUAUUCCUUGCAGUGUAAAUGUAGCGCAAGCGCGAUUAUAUCGAUAUACACUAUGUAAGAGGAAAAAUAUCUAAGAAAUAAAAGAAAUAUUUGUUCAGUGAGUAACAUAUUUACGUAUAUUAAUGUAUAUAUUUUUAUACUGAGGAAAUAUUUUUCAAAUAAGGAAAUAUACAUUCUCUUAAAACUAUAGCUUCUCAUAAAAACUAUUGUUUAUUUUAUUUAAAUAAAAAGAUUUAGGUUUAGUAAAUAUGUUAUUAGUACACCAAAUAUAAAUAUUAAAAAAGAUUUUUUUAGAUAUAUUUCUUCUCUCCGUGUAUGUAUCUCUCUAUCUCUGUCUUUCUAUUUCUACCUCGCGUUGUCCGUUGACACAAAAUGUCAAAAGGGUGAAAGAAGAGAGAGUACAGUGUUCAAUUUUCAUAAGGUAGUUUAAAUUUCCCGCAGAAACUUCGAAAAUAAUUAUGCAAGAGUUAGUCCAAAUCGAUCAAAAGUUUUAGGAGUUCGCUCGUUCGCUCGUUCUAUCUCCCUCUCCCUUCUCUCUUUUUGCGAGUCAACAAUUUAUAUUAUGGAACCAUUUUUCAAGCACACCAUCAGCAUCAAACUCGAGUUAUUACCGACUUAUUACUGCUGUUAUAGCCAGCAGUAAACAUUAACAUAGUGCGCAUAGUAGAAUGAUUGCCACUCAAGGAUAUUUAUUCUACACGGCCGGCCGUAUCGAUCGUACCGAUGCCACUGACACAAUUUUUUAAUCACAAGAAUUGCAUGCGUUUUUACACUAUAUUGUGUGCUACAUGUUCGCAAAUGCUCGCAAGUAAAUUGAUGAUGGGAGAAACGAUUAGAAGCGAGAAAAACACAAAUUGAAUAUCAUCCAAUAACAGACGAUGCUAUUGCCUGUCAACGGUACGUUUAAGUCGUGACGUAAAAGGGGGAGAUGAGUCAUAAUUCCUCUUCCCGCCUAUUUCCCAGCAAAAUCGGCGCGACGCGAAUAUAACGCUCGAAAUUCUAGAGGAAAAAUGUUUUGCUACGUUUUUAAAAGAAGUUUUUAAAAUCGAAGAAACUGUUUCUCGCAGAUCUCAUGACAUCAAUUUGAGCGUAUCGUACGCAGCAAAAAAUAGCGUGUUUCCAAUUAUUUCUUGAAACGUCAUACUAAGUAAAUAUUCAUACAUACUUGAAAAACAUUUUACGUGUUGCAUAUACAAGACUUAAUUACAAAAUUGUUGCGCAGAAUGGCUGAAUGAUGUGAUCAUUGUUAACUUCCUCUCACGUGUACAUAAUGUUACAUAACUAUUAUCUUCAAUAUAUGAUUUUAACAGAUUUUUCAUCUCGUAACAUGUUAUUUCUGCCGGCAAACUGCUUUUGCAAUAUAUUAAAAAGUCUAGAUUCAUGAUAAUAUGCUGAAUCCUAAUAGUAAUAAGAUAAAUUGUUACAAUCAAAUGUGGACGUGCAUGAUGUACUGAAAGAGACCCACUAAUCUGCAGUGCGUCAUCUGACAGUGAUAUACGCGAUGUAAGCUGAGCUGUUAGCUCGUUAGCUUGAGCAAGCGGCCGCGAUCUAAGAGUUAUUCAUUUUAGCAAGACGACUUUCAAGAAAACUUUCGAGGACGAUAGAAUCGUCACAAGAUUCGAGGUAAAGAGUAUCUAAUCGCACAAUCUCACAUAGGAAAACAAUCUCGAGAUAAUGAAAAUUAAUAAAUAAACACGUCUGUAUUUUAUCGCCUCGAA
Messenger RNA from Odontomachus brunneus, 5526 nucleotides. RefSeq names its product glucose dehydrogenase [FAD, quinone]-like. The transcript has 2 exons. Lineage: Eukaryota; Metazoa; Arthropoda; Insecta; Hymenoptera; Formicidae. The record is from RefSeq and is a predicted model, not a curated record. Gene Ontology annotation, molecular function: flavin adenine dinucleotide binding; oxidoreductase activity, acting on CH-OH group of donors. Bases 1129 to 2937 code for a protein of 602 amino acids.